This is a messenger RNA of Prorocentrum cordatum, 1794 nucleotides long. NCBI's taxonomy places the organism in Eukaryota, Dinophyceae, Prorocentrales, Prorocentraceae. The record is from the annotation of a GenBank genome assembly.
AUGACCACCGUCAGCGGGACCAGCACCACAACGACCUCAAUCAGCGAGACCAGCAGCACGACACAGACCAGUCGUUCUCAGACCAGUAGUGUGAGCACGGUGACCGAGACCAGCAGCGUGUCUGCAACCACAGAAAGUGCGACGAGCAGCACCACAGGGUCAAACACGAGUGGGACCAGCAGCAUUUCCGUGUCCACAUCGAGUGCGACGAGCAGCACAAGCGUGACCACCGUCAGCGGGACCAGCACCACGCCGACCUCAAUCAGCGAGACCAGCAGCACGACACAGACCAGUCGUUCUCAGACCAGUAGUGUGAGCACGGUGACCGAGACCAGCAGCGUGUCUACAACCACGGUGACUGCGACGAGCAGCACCACAGGGUCAAACACGAGUGGGACCAGCAGCACUUCCGUGUCCACAUCGAGUGCUACGAGCAGCACAAGCGUGACCACCGAGAGCGGGACCAGCACCACACCGACCACAAUCAGCGAGACCAGCAGCACGACAUUGACAAGUCGUUCUCAGACCAGUAGUGUGAGCACGGUGACCGAGACCAGCAGCGUGUCUGUUACCACAGAGAGCGCGACGAGCAGCACCACCGGGUCAAGCACGAGUGGGACCAGCAGCAUUUCGGCCUCCACAUCGAGUGCGACGAGCAGCACAAGCGUUACCACCAUCAGCGGGACCAGUACCACAACGAACACAAUCAGCGAGACCAGCAGCACGACAGAGUCAAGUCGUUCUCAAACCAGUACUGUGAGCACGGUAACCGAGACCAGCAGUAUGUCUUCUACCACAAAGACUGCGACUAGCAGCACCACCGGGUCAAACACGAGUGGGACCAGCAGCACGUCUGUGUCCACAUCGAGUGAGACGACCAGCACAAGCGUGACCACUGCUAGCGAGACCAGCACUACAGCGACCACAAUCAGCGAGACCAGCAGCACGACAUGGACAAGCUUUUCUGAGACCAGCAGUGUGAGCACGGUGACCGAGACCAGCAGCGUGUCUGCAACCACAGAAAGUGCGACGAGCAGCACCACAGGGUCAAACACGAGUGGGACCAGCAGCACCUCUUUGUCCACAUCGAGUGCGACGAGCAGCACAAGCGUGACCACCAUCAGCUGGACCAGCACCACAACGACCACAAUCAGCGAGACCAGCAGCACGACACAGACCAGUCGUUCUCAGACCAGUAGUGUGAGCACGGUGACCGAGACCAGCAGCGUGUCUGCAACCACGGUGAGCGCGACGAGCAGCACCACCGGGUCAAGCACGAGUGGGACCAGCAGCACUUCGGUGUCCACAUCGAGUGCGACGAGCAGCACAAGCAUGACCACCAUCAGCUGGACCAGCACCACAACGACCACAAUCAGCGAGACCAGCAGCACGACACAGACCAGUCGUUCUCAGACCAGUAGUGUGAGCACGGUGACUGAGACCAGCAGCGUGUCUGCAACCACAGAGAGUGCGACGAGCAGCACCACAGGGUCAAGCACGAGUGGGACCAGCAGCACUUCGGUGUCCACAUCGAGUGCGACGAGCAGCACAAGCGUGACCACCGUUAGCGGGACCAGCACCACAACGACCACACUCAGCGAGACUAGCAGCACGACACAGACCAGUCGUUCUCAGACCAGUAGUGUGAGCACGGUUACCGAGUCCAGCAGCGUGUCUACAACCACGGUGAGCGCGACGAGCAGCACCACCGGAUCAACACCACGUCGUCAAGCACGAGUGGGACCAGCAGCAUUUCUGUGUCCACGUCGAGCGGGACGAGCAGCACAAGCGUGA